Messenger RNA from Bradysia coprophila, 3258 nucleotides. RefSeq names its product ER membrane protein complex subunit 1 (gene EMC1). Gene Ontology annotation, cellular component: EMC complex. Gene Ontology annotation, biological process: protein folding in endoplasmic reticulum. Gene Ontology annotation, molecular function: protein binding. The record is from RefSeq and is a predicted model, not a curated record. Lineage: Eukaryota; Metazoa; Arthropoda; Insecta; Diptera; Sciaridae.
GAUUAUUAAAACCUGACAUGUCAUUCACCAUCGGUCGCAUUUGAAAAUAAAUCUUCGAGAUCUUUUAGCUAUGCAUUUAAAGAGUUUUUCCCUAAAAAAUUCGGUUUUAUCAGUGGCAAUAUUUCUCUGCUUCGUCCGGCAAUCGCAUGAAUUGUAUGAGGAUCAAAUCGGAAAAUUUGAUUGGAAGCAGGAUUUUGUCGGAAAGGUGAAAAAUGCCUUCUUUGACGGCGACCGGAUAAUUGUAGCUACCGAACAGAAUGUAUUAGCCGCACUGAGCGUCCGAACGGGAAGCAUCCAAUGGCGUAAAGUGUUGGAGAAAGACACUCGUGGCAGCAUCCAGUAUUUGCAUGUCGUGCAGACGAACAAAAAUGAGCUGACACGUUCCGGUGAAUACAGUGACUAUGAUGUAAUUACGGUUAGCGGAAUCAAUCCGGCUAUGGUACGCGGUUGGAAUCCCAGCACCGGUAACAUCAACUGGGAAUGGUCGCUGACACCGAAUACGCCAGUGAACGGAGAGAAUUCGUUGUGGUUCUAUCAGGAUUCCAUUCUUUAUCACGUCGUACCAGUGUAUGGAUCUCAUAUUGAAAUCACCGGAUAUUAUGCAAGUUCCGGUCAGCAUGUCAAAUCCACCACAACCAGAAUAUCCGCUCCGUGGAUUGUGCAGGGCAAGUGUAUUAUGGCAGUUCCGUAUUUCGCUUGUGCUAUUGGUUCGCAGCUCGUCGGCGUUAACCUUUUGGCAGAGAGCAGUGUACUGGUAGCGAGAGAUUUCGAUCGAGACGUCAGUGGCAGUCCAUUGAAAUUGCUAAAGGGUGUGGAUGCAACUGUUAUUAUUGGCAACGAGGCGUAUACUCUGCAAGCUGACAAGGUGGUUCUCAAAUCGACGACGGAUGCGUUUAACUUUAAUCUGAAAAUUAGCAAUGAAAACAUACUCCUGUCCGGUGCUCUACAGGAUGACAAGUCCAUUCGCAUGCAAUCCACCUACUUGGACAGUGGGAAAGCAUACAACGAUUUGUACAUGGUGGCCAAUUUCCCGGAAACGUUUGGAUUGCCAGAAAUAUUGGACGUUCAAUGCAAAAGCAAAGGCAGUGGUCCAGUUGCAUGCCGAAUGCUUCUAUCGUCGGACAAUGCUGCUUUGAUUCUCAUGCAACAAGGAAAGACGAAAUGGGUGCGAGAAGAGGCUCUAGCGAACAUUGUGGCUAUCGAAAUGAUUGAUCUACCGCUCGCUGAUUUCGAAGGAUCGAUUGAGAGUGAAUUGCAAAACAAAGAUGAGGAAAGUUACGUCAAUUGGGAUAUAUUCGGCACACUACUCAGACGAAUUUCCAACCAAAUUCUCCAAAUCCGAAACCUAAUCCUGACAGUGGUUGGCCUGGAUGCACAUCGACCGGAUCUAGCUACGGAUGUUGAUUUGACGCGCGAUGCUUUCGGAUUACAUAAAAUGAUUGUGGCCGUAACCGAAUAUGGAAAGAUAUUUGGCAUUGACAACAUGUCGGGAAAGUAUCACUGGAUCAAACAUUUACCGAAUUUCAGUGGAUUUAAUGAGCACCAAAGUUUAAAAAUUUUUGUCCAACGAACGUCCAGACAUUUUCCCCAUCCACCAAUGUGUUCUGUAAUCGGUAAAAAUAAGAACAACGGCAACGGCAUUUUGUAUCAAUUCAAUCCAAUUUCCGGUCAAUCAAUCAAUGGAGGCAUAACCACAUUGGACUACAAAAUUCAGCAGGUGUCACUCCUCCACGAUACGGAAAGUGAUUUCCUGAAAGCCAUUCUGAUAUUGGAUCAACAGAAUCAAGUCCAUGUGAUACCGAAAGAGUCGGCCAAUCUUGCACAUAAAAUGUAUCUGUACACAGCCGAUAAGACGAAAGGAACGUUGUCGGGAUUCUUCAUCAACUACGCCAAUAAGCAACUGGACGCGAUACCGAUAUGGGAGAUAAAUUUGGGCGGAGCUGGAAAUAUACAGAAAAUUACCAACAUUGCCAUGAAAAGUUCCAUCGAACAUGUUCAUUCGCAGGGUCGUGUACUCAACGAUCGAUCGGUUCUGUACAAAUACAUUAAUCCGAAUUUGGUGGCUGUUGCUACCCAAGGACCCGAUUCCAUUCAUAAAUAUGUAUUGAACAUCCAUUUAGUUGAUGUUGUGUCCGGUGCCGUUGUACAAUCGUUAACGCAUCGUCGAGCUAAAGGUCCCAUUCACAUGGUGCACUCGGAAAACUGGCUCGUUUACUCCUAUUACAACGAUAAAGUGCGUCGUACCGAAAUCACUUCCGUUGAACUGUACGAAGGAAAGACCCAAGCGAACAGUACCAUCUGGAGUUCAUUGGACGCUCCACAAAUGCCAAUGGUCGAGAAGCAAUCGUACAUCGUGCCAGCAAGUGUUGUUUCACUGAAAGAAACAAUCACCGAGAAGGGCAUCACCAACAAGCACGUAUUAAUUGCACUGUCCAAUGGUGGAAUAAUUGAAAUGCCGUGGGUGUUGCUGGACCCACGACGGCCGAUAUUAUUGCCGAAUCAAGGACGCGAAGAAGGUGUCAUUCCAUACAUUCCAGAACUACCUCUACCCAGCGAAAAUGUGAUUAAUUAUAACCAAUCUGUAACAGCUGUUAAAGGCAUUUAUACCGCUCCAAGCGGACUUGAGAGCACCUGUCUGGUUGUUGUCUACGGUUUAGACUUCUUUGUGACACGAAUCGCUCCAUCGAAGAGUUUUGAUCUCCUAAAAGAGGACUUUGACUACAUUCUAAUCACUGUGGUGCUGGCCGCUCUGACCAUUUCGUCUUGUGUCGCCAAACACUUAUCAUCACGGAAAACGAUUAAACAAGCGUGGAAAUAGACAGUCGUACAGUGCGCGGCAACAUUUCUCUUUUGUUUUUCUUUUGUUCAUUUUGAAAAUUAGGAAUUUUGUUUGUGACUCUUCGUUAUUUAAUUAGUAUCCAAAGGCUAGUAUAAGUAUUUAAAUUCUGCGCCGUAGAGAUAAUAAUUCUUAAAUUUAACAUUCAGUGCCACCCAACCCCCAUUCUGGUAGUGGUUUAUAGUGGAGUUAAUUGACAAUUAUUUUUUGUUUGUUUGAUUCCGUUUAAAACUUCAUUUUUAGUGCAAUUUAACUUGAUUCCAAUAAAAUAUAUUUAUCGAUCCCUACGACCUUCUCACCGUAAUUUGCAUAGAACUCCCACUCCCACUUAAUGAUAAACAUCCAGCAAUUUUUGUAUAUUUCGUAUCAAUCGACGGUACGAAUAAAAAUCAAUAAAAACGGAAAAUUUGUUAUAAAGCGAA